AUCCAAUGGGCUUUAUUUGGUAGCCCAAAAUAUAUGUUUUCUUCUAGAUCUCUUUUUUUUUUUUUUUUUCUUUUCUUCAUCGGUGUUUUUCACAGAGAAUCUCCGAUUUAGAAACAAUCCUCCGUUCACGGCUAAUCUCCGUUUGAUCUCGCCGACACUCGAGCUCUUUACAGAUGAAGGAUGGAGACUCCUUACCAUUAAGCACUUCUUCCGUCGCGGCCACGACGGUGAACGCCAAGAAGGAAACCGGUUAUUCCGCUCUCUUCUCCAAAGGCCGAUACAAGUUUUGGGCCUUAGCUGCGAUUCUGUUACUCGCAUUCUGGUCAAUGCUCACUGGCACCGUCAAUCUCCGUUGGUCUGCCGGUAACAUUAACCAUUUCACCGACGAUCUCGUCUUUCCGAUCCACGAGGAUCUCGAUGUUCUUGAAAUGGAGGAGAGGGAGAAAGUGGUGAAGCACAUGUGGGAUGUGUAUAACAAUGGCCGUCGUAUAAGAUUACCGAGGUUUUGGCAAGAGGCCUUCGAGGCUGCUUACGAGGAGCUUACCAGUGAUGUACCUGAUGUUGUUGAGGCUGCCAUUUCCGAGAUCGCUAGGAUGUCUAUUCGCUCCGUUGUUAUAGAUCCGCCUCCGCUUCAUUCUACGAAUGUACGAGAAUUGACAAAGACUCUAAAACUUGCGGACAACGGAAGAUCGACUCAAAUAUCAAAACCAAGCAGCCGUCGAUUGAAAUAGCUAUGGAGCUUUACGAAAGGUAGUGUAGUCGUCAGCCGGCGUGGCGUGACCAUACUUAAUGUCAGAAAGAUCGAUCAAUCAAUCUCAUCCCUAAAAAAUAUGUCCAUCGUUAGUGUUAUUUUUUCUUCCACUAGGGGCAUGAAUCAUUUCACUAUCAUCAUCUCUAUACGCCUACCAAAAAAAAAAAAUCAUCUCUAUAAACAAAAUUUUGAGCAAGUUUCUUGUCCACAGCCUGAAUGGUUAUGUCUUUUAUUUUUGAUUUUAUAAAUAUUUCAUAUUUAGUUAGCCCAUAAAUGAAAAUACCUUCCUAUGAA
Molecule: messenger RNA, 1045 nt
Organism: Arabidopsis lyrata subsp. lyrata
Lineage: Eukaryota; Viridiplantae; Streptophyta; Magnoliopsida; Brassicales; Brassicaceae
Exons: 3
Coding region: 174-731 (185 amino acids)
Source: RefSeq, a predicted model, not a curated record